CCCUUCUGGACAAGGUAUGCACGACAUACACAAACAAGAUACCACUAUAAAGCCCGAAAGGCUGAGGGGUACGCUUCUGUAUUCAAUACUUCCUCAUCAUAUCUCUUGGAUACUAGCCUUUCUCUGCUGAACUUUCAUCAUGUCUCGCGUUUUGGUCACUGCUCUUCCCUUUGCUUCUCGGCUUCACCCUAAGGUCGGACAUGCGAAGGACAUUCUUGCUCGAGAUAGGGCUCGCGCACAGAAGCUCCUGUCUGGCGUGCAGCCUCAUGGCCCUAUGGGCAUCCAAGAGUUGCGCGCGAAGAGGAGUCAUCACCACCGCCACCACGGUGGCUCGGAAACCACUGAGCCAAGCGACCCGACUGGCGGUAGUGGAGGCUCAAUCGACGUGACGGAUGCUGCCGUUACUUAUACUACGACCGUGAAGGUUGGUCAGUCGGCUCAGGUUUUCACUCUUCUUAUUGAUACGGGAAGCUCCAACACCUGGGUUGGCGCUGAUAAGGAAUAUGUUCCAUCAUCUUCGAGCAAGAGCACUCGGAAGACUGUCAACGUCAGCUAUGGAUCCGGAUCCUUCACUGGAACAGAAUACACCGACCAAGUGGAACUCGCUGCGGACCUUGUCAUCGACGAACAGUCCAUCGGCGUCGCCUCCUCUGCUGAAGGUUUCAGUGGAGUUGACGGAAUCCUUGGCAUCGGACCGGUAGACCUUACCGAGGGCACUGUUGGUGGCUCGGGAACCAUCCCUACUGUUACCGACAACCUCAAGAGCGAGGGUAAGAUUGACAAGGAGUCGAUCGGUAUCUCGUACGUGCCGACGACGGGUACGGACAUGGCGAACGGAGAAUUGACCUUCGGCACUGAGGAUUCUUCCAAAUAUACGGGAGAAAUCACCUACGUCCCGAUCACUUCUACGUCUCCGGCUAACAAGUACUGGGGUAUUGACCAGUCGCUUACAUAUGGAAGCACUACCAUCAUGUCAACUUCCGCGGGUAUUGUUGAUACCGGAACUACUCUUCUUCUUUUGUCCAGCGGUGCUUUCAAGAAGUACACGACGGCGACGGGAGCCAAGAUGGAUGAGUCUACCGGACUACUUUCUGUCACUGAGGCGCAAUUCGAGAAGAUGCAUAACCUUUCCUUCAAGAUUGGUUCGACUACUUUCGAGAUGACCCCCAAUGCGCAGAUCUGGCCGAGAAGCUUGAACACCAUGAUGGGCGGCAAGGCCAAUGGAAUUUAUCUUAUCGUAGCCGACAUGGGAAGCAUGGAUGGCUCAGGUCUCGACUUCAUUGACGGGUUCGCCUUCCUCCAGAGGUUCUACAGUGUCUACGAUACCACCAACAGCCGAGUUGGAAUCGCCCCCACUCCCCACACUAAUGACACUAGCAACUGAUGACCUAACCGGCUUAGGUCAUUCGUUACGCUUUUCAAGGACAUUGUACUCUUCUUAGCACACGUGGAAUUGUAUAUAUAUAACAGGUGAUGCAUCAACGCAAAUCUUUCAGUGGAAGAGGUAUUUAUCAAGAUGCCGGGACUCUUGGAUCAUGCAAGAUACGGAAAUUUCGGGGCAGCUUGUGAGCCAAACCAAACUUGUCUCCAUCAUUUUGCGGCAACUCGUAUGAACCGAUGCCUCCGAGCGUCAGCGACAGCGGUGCCAAUCAGCCCAGCACGGACUAAUCGGUGCUACUCUACAGCUUAUCAGCAGAGAGGUAGAGCCAUUUUACAGGCGCGAAUCAAUGCCAAAUAUCUGCAACUUGAUAA
This is a messenger RNA of Desarmillaria tabescens, 1752 nucleotides long. RefSeq names its product acid protease. The record is from RefSeq and is a predicted model, not a curated record. The transcript is spliced from 12 exons. Gene Ontology annotation, biological process: proteolysis. Bases 140 to 1384 code for a protein of 414 amino acids. NCBI's taxonomy places the organism in Eukaryota, Fungi, Basidiomycota, Agaricomycetes, Agaricales, Physalacriaceae. Gene Ontology annotation, molecular function: aspartic-type endopeptidase activity.